AUCGCGUCUAGAUGAGACACGAUAUAUCGAUCCCCGAGCAAUCGAUUUUAACUUGCCGAUACGGCGGGUAGUCUGGAGGUAGCCUCUGAAACUGACUUUGGGCCCCUGCCUGGAAGCCGCAAAACCCGACAAAGACCCGCCCUCGGUUUGGGGGAGGGGCGCAGACGCAAGCUUCCGCGCAAGCGCAGCACUUUCCUUGCAGCCAAUGGCAAAUCAGCGCUGUACAAACUAUUUCAUGUUUCUGACCUUCUCCAAAUGGCGGUGUCGCCAGCCCAAUUAGAUAUGUCGAGCUGCCGAGGGAGGCCCUCUCCUUCUUCAGUGGCGGUUCUGCCCGCACUGGGGCACGCCUCCGCCCACAUCUCAGGACCUUCCUUCAACUGCCACCGAUUGCCUCUGACCUUCUUGUAAUGGCGGCUGUGCAGCGCAGUACUCUCCCCAUUCCUCACCGUCCCAUUAUGGCGCUUCCUCGGGAGCGCUAUUCUGCCUAUUCCAUGAGCUUCGGUCAAUGGCUGCUCAGUGCGCGCGCGCGCGCAUUUCAGGGUAACCUGGAAUUUCUGCUUAUGGCAGAAAUGUCUCCACGGGGCAUAUGAAAAUACAAAACGCGUCCUUUCUGCACCCUCUUUGACCCCAUGACCUCCAAUGGCCGUGCAGUCUGCGCAGGAAUAUGACGUCUCCGGAUUGUCGACUUUUUCCUGCAGUGGCUCAGUUCGUGUCGUCACGUCUGGGUUGAAUCCCUCCAGAUUCCGAAUAGGUGACCAAGAGUUUGAUUCAUUACCAUCUUUACUGGAAUUCUACAAAAUACAUUAUUUGGACACUACAACCUUGAUAGAACCUGUUUCCAAAUCCAAGCAGAAUAGUGGAGUUAUAUUGAGGCAGGAAGAAGCUGAAUAUGUGCGAGCUCUCUUUGACUUUAAUGGAAAUGAUGAGGAAGAUCUUCCAUUUAAGAAAGGAGACAUACUGAGAAUCCGGGAUAAGCCUGAAGAGCAAUGGUGGAAUGCAGAAGACAGCGAUGGAAAGAGGGGAAUGAUACCUGUUCCUUACGUGGAGAAGUAUAGACCUUCCUCUGCUUCAGUAUCUACUCUGAUUGGAGGUAACCAGGAUAGUUCCCACCCACAGCCACUGGGAGGGCCGGAGCCAGGGCCCUAUGCCCAACCCAGCAUCAACACUCCGCUCCCUAACCUUCAGAAUGGCCCUAUUUAUGCCCGGGUUAUCCAGAAGCGAGUCCCUAAUGCCUACGACAAGACAGCCUUGGCUUUGGAGGUCGGUGAGCUGGUCAAGGUCACAAAGAUUAAUGUGAGUGGUCAAUGGGAAGGAGAGUGUAAUGGUAAACGUGGUCACUUUCCAUUCACGCAUGUCCGCCUGCUGGACCAACAGAAUCCUGAUGAGGACUUCAGCUGAGUGUGGCUCAACAGUUUUGCUUACAGAUGGGAACAGUCUGUCUGUGUUUCACUGCAGCUGCCAUUUAGACUGUGUUCCUACAGAUGUCGAAAGGAGUAUUGCUUAUACAAGCAUUCUGAUACCUGCAACCCCCUGGGACUGAACACCACCUUUCCUUAAUCAAGACUCGUGUUAUUCAGGGUACGAAACUAGAUAACCUGUGUGUCAAGUGGCAGAACUAGUACAUGACUGUAGGUUGUAAUGCCUGCAUAUGUUCAUGUGCAAAGCAUACCGUACCUUACCUGCAGCAGCAGGUGGAGAAAGCAGCAAUACAUCUGUUGAUUAGAGUUUUUAGGUUUCUCCAGUCUCAUUGCUUAUGUUGCUGCUUCCACGGGCAAUGCAAAUCAACCUUAGAAAAUUCAACAUAUGGGUAGGAAUUUCACAAACAGUUAAUUCUGGAGCUUUUGCCUUUGUUUUCGUUCUAACUUUCUUUGCCCUAACAAGUCUACAUAAUGUUUUGCACCAUGCAAAUAAUCUUUUUAGAUGUAGAAUAUACAUUGGGAUAGCUUUAUGACUUACAGAUAUCUAACACUUCAAUAGUAAAUAAGAAAUCAGAUCCUCCUCCACGUCUUCAGAUGAGUUUGAGGACACUAGAGAUUGGUUUCUUCAGUACUGUUGCUUCAAACUUUGCUAGUAGCUAAUUUAACUUCAAGUUGAGAUGUUAUAUUAACACAUCCUGAUAUUUUUUACCCACAAAUACGUGUUUUAAGGAAUUGUAGACCCCCAUACCAGUGCUGACAAAUGUGUGCAUAGCACUUUUUUCAUUAAUUCAUAGCUUCAAGGUAGUAUUUGAUUCAUAAGUGUAAUAAAAUAUGCAGCAUUGCUCUGAAAAAGUGACACAGAGCACAUUAGCCAGUUGUAAAAGAGAAAAUUAAAUUACAUUGGGACAGUUUCAUAACUCCUUUAUCCUUAGUGAAUAAUCUUAGUCAUUGGCUAAAGUAAAUCAGUGUCAAAUAUCUUGAACGAACAAAACUAAACAUUACCUUUAUUUUAAAAUAACUUUUGGGACUGCUCUGCUUGUUUCCAUCUGUAAAGCAUUUGAUAGUGAAUUAAUGAGAAGAUUUUAUUUGUAAUAAACUAAUAGAAAUACUUGUGUGCUUCUGGACUGAUUAUAAAAAGGCAUAAUAGAGUAUACUACUUCAUAGCAAAUGAUAAAAAUCAGUGCAUUGGCUAGGUUAUAUUAUGCACUAUUUGAAUGUUCAACUUUUUCUACUAAUCCUUAUCUGAUUGUCUUUAACAUUAAAAUCAGAAUGGAUACAGUAAGGUUUGUAAAUUAAAACAGUGAUGUAACUAUCCCUUGACUGUAUCUUAAAUUCAGUUCUCCAAAUACAGCAGUCUUGUGACCAAUAUAUUCAAAGUUAUUUUGUAUCAUUUGUGGCUACAUUGUAAACAGGAUUUUUCUAAAUGGUAUAAAAUUGAAACAUCUUGGACAUGUACAAGUAGUUAAAUACCACUAGAAUGUCUCUGAACAGUUGUAAAUGCUUCAAGGGCUAGUUUCCACCACACAGGCUACUGCUGAGAGGCAUGGUUUCCAUAAAAUAGGAUAUUAUUAAAUUUUACCUCAAAACUAUUACAUACUGGAAACAGUAAUACUUUUCCUUUAUCGGUUACAUAGUUGCUUUAUGUUAGAACUAAUUGAUCAGUAUGUCUGUUCAAUUUUCAGGUAGUGGGGACAGAUUACCAUAGAGAAAUCCUAACAAUGAUUUUUUUAAAAAGUACUACUAAACCCUCUGUAGAAAACUUACAACUCAUCUAUUUUUGUGCUAAUUACUUGACGGACAGAAGUAAUUAAGUGACUGCAUUUCUAAUCUAAUUUGAAUUGAUACUGUGCUUCUAAGUUAGUGCUGAAUGUGCUUAAAAAUGCUUAAAGAUAAACUAAUAAUGGGCUGGUAAAAUGUUAGUUUCUUUACAGCUAAUUCAUACUUUUUUCCCGGACCUUGCUACCUAAAGGAAUUGAAUACUUGAUACAAGUAGUCUCUAAAUACGAUAUCUAUACAUAUAGAUUAAUUGCUGAUAGAUGCAUAUAUUUUUCUUCACAUAUCGCAAAAGAAGCAUAAAUAAAGGAGAGACAUGUUCAAUAUUCUCAGUAAGGCAAUACAAUUUAGUCAACUUCAGCUGAUUCUUCCAAUCGUAAUUAAAUCAUCCUGCAUAUCCAUAGUCAUGUCUACAAGAUUCCAUUCCCCAACUUUUGUAGGUAAGGUUCCUUUAAGAAAAUGUGAUUUUUGGUAUGCAAGUUAUUUUUUAAUAUGGAGGGGAUAUAAGGAAAUUUUAAUUGCUAAAUAAAUGCCCUAUACACUCAUUUAAACUAAAAAUACAAAUGUAUUAUUAUGUAGCUGUGUUUUUGUGAAGACCAUAUAAUUGCAAAUACUUUACUUUUAUUAUAGACUUUGACAGAGCAGAAAAACAAUCAUCCCUACAAAAGUCUUAAUACCUGCUGUUAUUCUAGAAGCAUAAGUUCUUGUGAAACAGAUUUUCUCAGCCCCCACUAUACUAAUUACUAAAUUUUCAGAUGAAAUAUGUUUGUUCAUCAGAUAUAGGCCUACAGGAUACGACGGCAUUUGUACAAGAUACUGAUUCAACCUAUCUCAUCAAUGUCUUAAAGCAGGAUAGAUAAAACUAAAUAAUUCAUAAAUAUGUAGAUGGAAUCGUCUUGUGGCCUUUGUUCCCUCUUUUGCACACCCCCCUACUCUCCAAAAACCCAGACUCAUUAGUAAGAAUGUUAGAAGUCAUACAAGUUUUAGUUGUUUUGUCAGUGUUUGGGUUUAUUGUGCAUAGGCAGGUGCUAGAACGAGAAUACUAAUGGUUUCUAGAAAUACACCAUGAAAAGUAGUACGCUCAACUACACCGUGUUCUCCUAGUGCAUUUACAUGUUAUAUCACACUAAACGAAGUACAACUUGGCUGCUAUGUUUUUUUAAUGUAUAUUUCAUUUCUGUAAAACCCAGACUUUUAUACUAAUAUAUGACCUGGUUAAUCUGUUUCAAUUGUAUUUGUUAAUGCAAAUAUUUCUAAUCAUUUGAGUAAAAACACUUCAUGUUCUUAAUGGUUUGGGGGGAAAGAUGCUAAACAAACCAAUUUGAAGUAAAAAUAUAUGAACGUGCCAUUGUAUUAUAACACUAUACACUUUCUUGACAGUUAAAAUCUACUUUUUUAUUUUUUGUAGCAUGUAAUGUAUAUGUUCAUAGUAUGUGAAAUAAAUAAAAAAUAUAGU
Gopherus evgoodei (Goodes thornscrub tortoise) is the source of this 4647-nucleotide messenger RNA. RefSeq names its product CRK proto-oncogene, adaptor protein (gene CRK). Lineage: Eukaryota; Metazoa; Chordata; Testudines; Testudinidae. The transcript is spliced from 3 exons. The coding region runs from base 640 to 1398 and encodes 252 amino acids. Gene Ontology annotation, molecular function: protein binding. The record is from RefSeq and is a predicted model, not a curated record.